CAGGAGGAGCCAGCUGCGAACCCAGGUGCUCAAGGGGUGGCACGGGCGAUGCACCAGUGCUCCCAGGGGAGAACACCCCAGGGCAGGGCAUUGUCAGCCCAUCCCAGCUCCCACCCGGCAAGGAGGAGAACACUGCCGGUGCCGGGUAUCCCGGUGGGGAGGGUGACCCGGUGCCCGCUGCGGAGGGAGCAGGCAGCACCUCUGCCUGCACAGACAGCAGCACCGUGGCUGAGAGCGGCCCACUGGAUACUGAUGAGGAACCGGAGAGCGGCACGUGGGAGGGGGCGCCCCCAGAGAGCCGUGAGCCCCCGCUGCCCCUGGAGCUGCUGUGCCACGGCGUAGAGGCACUCUCGCCCAUGGCCUGGGCCGAGGAGCCGGCGGGGGCAGACAAGGAUGCUGGCUCGCCGCAGCAGCACCGGUGCAGCCAGGAGGCCGAGGAGGAAGAGGGAGGUCUCUGCAGCGACUCCCCAAAGGCAGAGCGUGCCAGUGCUGGGACGCCGAGCCAGGCCAGCCCAGGUGCCGAGGAGAGCUGGGACGCGCUGUUCAACGACGAUGGGGACUGCCUGGACCCGCGCCUGCUGGAGGAGCUCUCGGGGGGUGAGAAGCACCGGGAGAGCCAGCAGUCACCCCGCUUCGACUACUAUGGGGCUGAGCCCGCCGCACUGGACCUCAGUGAUGCCGAGCUGCCCCACGUCAUUGAGAUCUAUGAUUUCCCCUCGGAUUUCCGCACUGAGGACCUGCUGCGUGUUUUCUGCAGCUAUCAGAAAAAAGGCUUUGAUAUUAAGUGGGUGGAUGAUACGCACGCCCUGGGCAUCUUCUCCAGCCCCAUAACAGCACGCGAUGCCCUCAGCACCAAGCACCUGAUGGUGAAGACGCGCCCACUCUCCCAGGGCACCCGCGCCUCUAAAGCCAAAGCCAGGGUGUAUGCCGACUACCUGCAGCCAGCCAAGGAACGCCCUGAAACAUCAGCUGCCCUGGCCAGGCGGCUGGUGAUCGGUGCCCUGGGAGUACGCAGCAACCAGACGCCAGCCCAGCGAGAUGCCGAGCGGAGGAAGCUGCAAGAAGCCCGGGAGAGGAAGCGCCUGGAGAACAAGCAGCGGGAGGAUGCCUGGGAAGGCCGGGACUAAGCCGGGAGGCUGCACCUUCAGCCCCACUGGGAACCCCCCUGGGGGGCCUGGGCCCCUCUCUGCGGGCAGGCAGGGCAGCAUCUCAGAGCUGGGAUGGAUCCUGCACCGCAUCCAAAAGCACUGGGCUGCUUCACCAAAAGGGCUGAGCAGGACACGCACA
Messenger RNA from Gymnogyps californianus (California condor), 1287 nucleotides. It is a transcript of the gene R3HCC1L, whose product is annotated as R3H domain and coiled-coil containing 1 like. The coding region runs from base 357 to 1127 and encodes 256 amino acids. Gene Ontology annotation, molecular function: nucleic acid binding. NCBI's taxonomy places the organism in Eukaryota, Metazoa, Chordata, Aves, Accipitriformes, Cathartidae. The record is from RefSeq and is a predicted model, not a curated record. The transcript has 6 exons.